GGGAGAGGAGAGAGCAGCCAGGAUUCUUCUCGCUGAAACAAGUCAGCUAGCCCACAGCGGGAUAAACAGCCAAGCCCAGUUGGAGUCCGGAGUCCCAAAGACAUGGGCUUGUUAGAGUGCUGUGCAAGAUGUAUGGUCGGGGCACCCUUUGCUUCCCUCGUGGCCACUGGGCUGUGUUUCUUUGGGGUAGCACUGUUCUGUGGCUGUGGACAUGAGGCACUCACUGGCACAGAGAAGUUGAUUGAGACCUACUUUUCCAAAAACUACCAAGACUAUGAAUAUCUCAUUAAUGUGAUCCAUGCCUUCCAGUAUGUUAUUUAUGGCACCGCUUCUUUCUUCUUCCUUUAUGGGGCCCUCCUUUUGGCUGAGGGCUUUUACACCACUGGUGCUGUCCGACAGAUUUUUGGCGACUACAAGACCACCAUCUGCGGCAAGGGCCUGAGCGCUACGGUAACAGGGGGCCCGAAGGGGAGGGGUUCCAGAGGCCAACAUCAAGCUCACUCUUUGGAGAGGGUGUGUCAUUGUUUGGGAAAAUGGCUAGGACAUCCCGACAAGUUUGUGGGCAUCACCUAUGCCCUGACAGUUGUCUGGCUGCUGGUGUUUGCUUGCUCUGCUGUGCCUGUCUACAUAUACUUCAACACCUGGACAACCUGCCAAUCCAUUGCCUUCCCCAGCAAGACCUCAGCUAGCAUAGGCAGUCUCUGUGCUGAUGCCAGGAUGUAUGGUGUCCUCCCCUGGAAUGCUUUCCCUGGAAAGGUGUGCGGCUCCAACCUUCUGUCCAUCUGUAAAACAGCCGAGUUCCAAAUGACCUUCCACCUGUUUAUUGCGGCCUUCAUCGGGGCUGCAGCCACCCUGGUUUCCCUGCUCACUUUCAUGAUCGCGGCCACAUACAACUUUGCUGUCCUGAAACUCAUGGGCCGAGGCACCAAGUUCUAAUCUCCAGGGCAGCACUUCCCCAGAAUUCCCUUUCUUUCUCUAACAGCCAGGCUCUAACCAGACAGCCAGGCAUUGCUGCAUCUCCCAUCUUAACUCUCUGCCUUCAGUGCUGACUGGCCCUCCUCGUGUAAUCAUAAUCGACAAGUAUAACAAGAAAGGAGAGACUCAAUGCUGGAGGCCGUUCUCUAUCAUCUCCCUUCUGUACCUCUUUAUAGCAUUGGGCUUUUCAACUCUUCCUGCUAGAAAUGGGAAAUGGCAAAGAAGGGGACUUCCUUUCAUAAAGAAGUGUGCACUUUUUAAGCAUCUCCCAAGGACCAGGUGGUACCUUCUUCACCAAGGUCCUUCC
Messenger RNA from Gracilinanus agilis (Agile Gracile Mouse Opossum), 1282 nucleotides. It is a transcript of the gene PLP1, whose product is annotated as proteolipid protein 1. Gene Ontology annotation, biological process: axon development; central nervous system myelination. The transcript has 7 exons. Gene Ontology annotation, cellular component: myelin sheath; plasma membrane. Gene Ontology annotation, molecular function: structural constituent of myelin sheath. Bases 103 to 936 code for a protein of 277 amino acids. NCBI's taxonomy places the organism in Eukaryota, Metazoa, Chordata, Mammalia, Didelphimorphia, Didelphidae. The record is from RefSeq and is a predicted model, not a curated record.